Molecule: messenger RNA, 627 nt
Organism: Lepus europaeus (European hare)
Lineage: Eukaryota; Metazoa; Chordata; Mammalia; Lagomorpha; Leporidae
Gene: FAM167B
Product: family with sequence similarity 167 member B
Exons: 2
Coding region: 142-627 (161 amino acids)
Source: RefSeq, a predicted model, not a curated record
CAGCCCAGCACACGCCGCCUCCUCGGCCCACCUUGAACAUUCACCAUCGAGCCCUCUCCCUGGCACGGUCUUUUCACUCUUGGUUUCUGCCACCAUCCCCUCCCUGGGCAACACUGCCGGGUCCCUCACCUCAAACCCACCAUGUCGCUGGGGCCACUGAAGUUCCAGGCAGUGGGCGAGGAUGACGACGACCACGACGAGGAGGAGAGCCUGGACUCUGUGAAGGCACUGACGGCCAAGCUGCAGUUGCACACCCGGCGGCCCUCGUACCUGGAGUGGACGGCCCGGGUCCAGAGCCAGGCCUGGCACGGGGCCCAAGCUAGACCUGGCCCCGGGGCAUCUGGGGCCAUCUGCGGCUUUGACUCAAUGGACUCCGCCCUUGAGUGGCUUCGAGGCCAGCUGCAGGAGAUGCAGGCGCAAGACCGGCAGCUGGCAGGGCAGCUGCUGCGCCUCAGGACCCAGCUGCACCGGCUGAAGAUGGACCAAGCCUGUCACCUACACCAGGAGCUGCUGGACGACGCCGAGCGGGAGCUGGAGCCUGGGGCGGGCCUGGCCCUGGCUCCACCACUGCGGCACCUGGGCCUCACGCGCAUGAACAUCAGCGCGCGCCGCUUCACUCUGUGUUGA